This is a messenger RNA of Eutrema salsugineum, 1247 nucleotides long. RefSeq names its product serine/arginine-rich-splicing factor SR34. NCBI's taxonomy places the organism in Eukaryota, Viridiplantae, Streptophyta, Magnoliopsida, Brassicales, Brassicaceae. Gene Ontology annotation, molecular function: mRNA binding. Gene Ontology annotation, cellular component: cytoplasm; nucleus; ribonucleoprotein complex. The record is from RefSeq and is a predicted model, not a curated record.
UCGAAACCCUAGUUUGCUUGUUCUCGACUUUGGAGAGCUUUUUCGCCCAAUCUUAGAUCUCAAUUUUCCAUUCAGGAAAAAAAGAAUGAGCAGCCGUUCGAGUAGAACUAUCUACGUCGGGAACCUUCCCGGCGAUAUUCGCGAGAGAGAAGUUGAAGAUUUGUUCAGUAAGUAUGGACCUGUUAUUCAAAUUGAUUUGAAGAUUCCUCCAAGGCCUCCUGGCUAUGCAUUCGUCGAGUUUGAUGAUGCUCGAGAUGCUGAAGAUGCAAUUCAUGGUCGUGAUGGAUAUGACUUUGAUGGGCAUCGUUUACGGGUGGAAUUAGCUCAUGGUGGGAGGCGUUCAUCAAAUGAUGCUCGUAGUAGUUACAGUGGUGGUGGCCGUGGCGGUCGUGAUGGUGGUGACGGUGGUGGUCGUGGGCGUGGACCAUCUAGAAGAUCUGAGUACCGCGUUGUAGUGUCAGGGUUGCCUUCAUCUGCUUCCUGGCAAGACCUCAAGGAUCACAUGCGUAAAGGAGGAGAAGUCUGUUUCUCUCAAGUGUUCCGUGAUGGUAGAGGCACAACUGGAAUCGUGGAUUAUACCAGCUACGAGGACAUGAAGUAUGCGGUAAAAAAGCUCGACGACACAGAGUUUCGGAAUGCAUUUUCUCGUGGAUAUGUCCGGGUUAGGGAAUAUGAUUCGAGGAAGGACUCGAGAAGCCCUAGCCGUGGAAGAUCCUAUUCUAGGAGCCGAAGCCGCUCUCGCAGCCGUGGGCGGAGCCUUAGCCGUAGUCGUAGUCGUAGUCGCAGUCGCAGCAGGAGCAGGAGCAAGAGUCCAAAGGCUAAAUCUUCGCGUAGGUCGCCUGCAAAAUCUACAUCGAGAUCUCCUGCUCCCCGCUCUAAGUCGAGGUCACCAUCUCCGCGAGGAUCUCGUUCAAGGUCAAGAUCUCCUCUGCCUUCAGUUCAGAAGGAAGCAAGCAAGAGCCCUAGCAAGCUGAGUCCAGCCAAGAGCCCUAUGCGUAGCAGGAGCAAGAGCAGAAGCAGAAGCAGGAGCCCAUCUCGGUAAGGAAAAAUCUUUGAUAUCAGGUGAAAAAAGCUGGGUUUUGUUGGAAGUUUCUCCUAAAGAUCAUUUCUGUAUUAUGUUGUUCGCGUGACUAGAGCCAGAACAAGUUGUAUUUCUGGAUAACUUUGAAGAUCUUAACUUUAUUUUUUUGUCAUAUAUAUACACUGCUACAAUGUGUUUAAGAUUCUCUAAACAAAUCUCGUUUCUA